AUGAAUCAAGCUCAAAUAAUUCAAUAAGUUUAACAAGUAUUUAAUAAGCUAUCCUAAAAUCAUUAAUAACCUAUAAGCAAAGAAAGUAUUGUUAGAUUUUUGGAUUAACAAUCAAAUAAAAUGUAUGACAGAGUUUUAUUUGAAUAACUUUAUACAAGAAUGCAUAAGAUUGACAACGGAUAAAUUACUAUUAACGAUUUCAUUUCAAUUUUAAUGGAAGCACUGUAAUCAUUAAAAAAUAAAAUAUCCAUUUUAGAAUAGCAAGUUGCAUAAAAAUAAUUAAAAUUAGAUGAAGAUCAAUUACAUUUAUAACAAUUAUAAACUAUGGAAGAAUAUAAUUCUCAUAAAAUAUGUAAAGGAAGUAAAAUUAGAAUUACUAUUUUUGAUGCAUAAAUUUCAUUCCCUGGAAAUACUAGAGUGGCAAUCAUUUUAGGUUGUGAAGAUACCAAAUAUUCGACCAAACCAGCAAAUAGAUAAAAACCUGUAUGGAAUGAAAAAUUUGAAUUUAAUAUUAUUACUGGAGAAGAGGAUAUCUAUAUUGUUAUAUUAGAUGAAGAAUUAAUAGAAAAAUAAGAAAUUGGUGGAUAAGCAAAAUUAAAUUUAUAAGAGUUUUAUGAUUAAAAACCUCAUGAUAUUUAAUUAUAAUUAAAGGAUAAGUAUGGAGUUGUUCUCUAUUCCACUAUCAAUUUAAGAGUUCAAUGGAUUCAUUCAUAAGUACCAUAAUAUCUUAUUUUAGACUAAAUAUUUCAAAGAAUCUAUUAAAGAAAAUCAAUAGGUUAUUGAUGAUCUAUCUUAAGAUAUCAAUGAAUAUAAAAGUGAUAUCCUGUAACUCUUUUAUCCUUUUGAUGAAAAACAUCAAAACGAACCAAAUGAUAAAUUUAUUGUAACUGAAUAAUCAACUGUACAAUAAAUGCAUGAUUUUCAUUUUUAUGAUACUUCAUAAGCAUAACUUUGGGUUAAAUUAGCAUUAGCUUUUACAUUACUUUAUUUCAUUAUAGUCUUAAUUGCUAAUCUAUUUAAAACCCAAUUUAUAGAUGUAAAAUACUACUUUAAUAAUAGUUAAUAGUAUUAUUUUAUAGCUUAUUUUAUUAUAUGAAUAAUAAUAAGUUACAAUCUUUAUUACACUUUAAAAUUAUUUCAGCUAUGAUAAUUGUGACAAUUAUUUUAGAUAUUGUUUGGUUUAUCAUUUUUACUAAUCCUUGGACAACUAACAGUGUUUUAUUUUUUAAAUUAGAACACACCUUCUAAAUGUAUGAAGUAAUCAUUUCAUACAUAUUACUUGGCAUCAAGGUAAUUUAGGUAUAAAUAUUUAGGUGAUUUUAUUAAGCAUUUAUUUAAAUCUAUAUCUCAUGUGUCCAGAUAAAAGAACCAAUAUUUAUGAUGCUCAAUAUGAAAUAAUAUUUGGGCCUAAUUUAUCAAGUAGCUCAGAUAAUGAGGAUCAAAAUUCUUAUAGCUUUAGAAAUACUAAUCAUUAUUUGCAUUAAUCAUUUUCUAAAAAUGUUUGA
This is a messenger RNA of Paramecium sonneborni, 1505 nucleotides long. The record is from the annotation of a GenBank genome assembly. NCBI's taxonomy places the organism in Eukaryota, Ciliophora, Oligohymenophorea, Peniculida, Parameciidae.